GGUCUCUCUUCUUACUCUUUGCUAAAUCUAGGAUGAUGGAGAAUUAGAUAUGGGUGUGACCGUGUGACUUGUUUAGUUGUCUUAAGGAUUCUCAUUUCUCAGGGGCAUUUAUCGUAAUUACUCUACAAAACGAGGGGUACAAUCUCAACCAGCAUUCAACAGUUUAUACAAAAACCCGUUUCCUCCGAGUUCCACUUUCUUCCACGACCACCACCGUGUUUCGCAACCUCCGCCUCGUAACUGUAACACUGAAAACUCUUGCUCCGCCGCAUCGUGUUCCGGCGACGGAUCCAUUUCGCAUAACACAAGAACCCUAAAAAACUCGUGAGAAUUGUUCUGUUUUUCACAUUCGGAUUCAGCUAAGCAGAUCCGAACUGAGAACCAUUUCAAGAUCGUGCGGUGCGGUGAAGAAUGGCAUCGGCUGCGACUGGAGCUACAGGAUGGUACAGGGGAAGGGUGAAGGCGGUUCCUUCAGGGGAUUGCUUGGUCAUUGUGGCCGUUGCUAGCUCCAAGCCUGGUCCUCUGCCUGAAAAAUCAAUCACUCUGGCUUCUCUUAUUACUCCUAGACUGGCGCGGAGAGGCGGUGUGGAUGAACCAUUUGCAUGGGAAAGCAGAGAGUAUCUGAGGAAGCUCUGCAUAGGGAAGGAGGUGACUUUUAGAGUUGAUUACAAUGUGGCGUCCAUCAAUCGAGACUUUGGAACCGUUUUUCUUGGUGAGAAGAAUGUUGGGGUGUUGGUUGUUUCUCAAGGAUGGGCAAAGGUCAGAGAACAGGGCCAGCAGAAAGGAGAAGUGAGUCCCUACCUGGCAGAAUUGUUACGGCUUGAAGAGCAAGCUAAACAGGAAGGCCUUGGUCGUUGGAGCAAGGUUCCUGGUGCUGCUGAGGCAUCCAUCAGAAAUCUACCACCUUCUGCCAUUGGUGAUGCUAGUAACUUUGAUGCUAUGGGUUUAUUGGCUGCAAACAAGGGAUCUCCGAUGGAGGCAAUUGUUGAGCAGGUUCGUGAUGGCAGUACUCUCCGAGUCUACUUGCUCCCGGAGUUUCAGUUUGUCCAAGUUUUUGUUGCUGGAAUUCAGUCCCCACAAAUGGGAAGAAGAGCUGCACCCGAAACUGUAGUUGAAACAGAGUUAACAGCUGAUGAAAAUGAUGGAGAUGUUCCUGGGGAACCUCGACCCCCGCUUACAUCUGCUCAAAGACUUGCGGUUUCAUCUUCUACUGAAACUGCAGCUGAUCCUUUCGGACCUGAUGCAAAAUUUUUCACUGAGAUGCGUGUAUUGAAUCGAGAUGUUCGGAUUGUUCUAGAAGGCGUGGAUAAGUUCAGCAAUUUGAUCGGGUCGGUGUAUUAUCCUGAUGGCGAAUCAGCCAAAGACCUGGCACUGGAACUUGUGGAAAACGGUUAUGCUAAAUAUGUUGAAUGGAGUGCAAAUAUGAUGGAAGAAGAGGCAAAGCGGAGGCUGAAGACUGCAGAGCUCGAGGCUAAGAAAAGCAGGCUAAGAAUGUGGACAAACUAUGUACCACCAGCUUCAAAUUCAAAGGCAAUUCAUAACCAGAAUUUUACUGGAAAGGUGGUUGAGGUUGUGAGUGGAGAUUGCAUCAUUGUCGCUGAUGAUUCCAUUCCGUAUGGCAGCCCACUAGCUGAGAGGCGAGUUAACCUUUCAAGUAUUAGGUGUCCGAAAGUAGGCAAUCCUCGUCGAGAUGAAAAACCAGCUCCCUAUGCCCGUGAAGCAAAGGAGUUCCUAAGAACACGCCUCCUUGGUCGUCAAGUGAAUGUAGAAAUGGAAUAUUCUAGAAAGAUUGUUCCUACAGAUGGAUCUGCAGUUCCUUCACCAGCUGCUGAUUCCAGAGUAAUGGAUUUUGGGUCAGUCUUCUUAUUGUCUGCUACGAAAGCUGACAGUGAUGAUACCCCUUCAUCUAUUCCUUCAGCUGGAAGUCAGCCAACUGGUGUCAAUGUUGGUGAAUUGGUUGUUGGCCGUGGCUUUGGAACUGUCAUUAGACAUCGUGACUUUGAAGAGAGAUCUAACUACUAUGAUGCCCUUCUUACUGCUGAAUCGCGUGCCCUUUCUGGAAGGAAAGGGAUCCAUUCUGCCAAGGAUCCUCCAGUGAUGCAUAUAACUGACUUGACCACCACAUCAGCGAAGAAAGCCAAAGACUUCUUGCCUUUCCUACAUCGAAGUAGAAGGAUUCCUGCUGUUGUGGAAUAUGUCCUCAGUGGCCAUCGUUUCAAGUUGUUAAUUCCAAAAGAAACUUGCAGCAUUGCUUUCGCACUCUCUGGUGUCAGGUGUCCUGGUCGUGGUGAGCCUUAUUCUGAAGAAGCAAUUGCACUGAUGAGGCGAAAGAUAAUGCAGAGAGAUGUAGAGAUUGAGGUGGAAACUGUUGAUAGAAAUGGAACGUUCUUGGGAUCGUUAUGGGAGUCAAGAACAAAUGUGGCACUCACACUUCUUGAAGCUGGUCUUGCAAAACUUCAGACUUCCUUUGGCAGCGACAGAAUUCCUGAAUUUCAUCUUUUGGAUCGAGCUGAACAAUCUGCUAAAAAGCAAAAACUGAAAAUCUGGGAGAACUUCGUUGAAGGAGAGGAAGUAUCAAAUGGCGCAAAUGUUGAAAGCAAACAGCAAGAAGUACUUAAGGUAAUUGUUACAGAAGUCUUGGGUGGUGGUAAAUUCUAUGUCCAGACAGUUGGUGAUCAAAAGAUAGCAUCCAUUCAGCAACAGCUUGCUGCUUUGAACCUGAAAGAAGCUCCUGUGCUUGGUGCAUUUAGUCCUAAGAAGGGUGACAUAGUCCUUUGUUAUUUUCAUGCUGAUAAGUCCUGGUACCGGGCAAUGGUUGUCAAUACACCUCGAGGACCAGUUGAAUCUCCUAAGGACAUAUUUGAAGUAUUCUACAUUGACUAUGGAAAUCAAGAACAAGUAGCUUACAGUCAGCUACGGCCUCUUGAUCAGUCCGUGUCUGCCGCACCCGGUCUUGCUCAAUUGUGCAGUCUUGCAUACAUUAAGAGUCCAAGCUUGGAAGAGGAUUUCGGCCAAGAAGCAGCUGAAUAUUUGAGUGAACUCACUUUAAGCAGUGGAAAAGAGUUCAGAGCCCAGGUUGAGGAGCGAGAUACUUCCGGAGGAAAAGUGAAAGGGCAGGGAACUGGGACAAUUCUUGCAGUAACUCUUGUUGCCGUGGAUGCUGAGAUCAGCGUUAACGCUGCCAUGCUACAGGAAGGACUUGCCAGGAUGGAAAAAAGGAACCGGUGGGACAGAAAAGAAAGAAAGGUGGGUCUUGAUAGUCUGCAAAAAUUCCAGGACGAUGCACGCAAGGAACGGCGUGGAAUGUGGCAGUAUGGAGAUGUCGAGUCAGAUGAUGAGGACACUGCUCCUCCGGCGAGAAAAGCCGGUGCUGGCCGCAGAUGAGUGUAACAGACAGGAAGUAAAUUAUAUGUUAUAGACAUCAUGAGGGAAGGUUUAAAUUAUAGGCAUGAGUUAGAGAGAAAAAGAAGGAAAUGCCGUGCUUAUUCCUUUGUAAGUUUUGUUUGAUUUAAUCUUUGUUUUAAAAAUUUUGUGUUAGGUUGAUGGGACAAUUGUUUUCUCUAGAUGUCACAAUAAGGUGCUUGCGGCAGGGUUAAGAACCCUCCUCAACUCAUGUCAUCAACUCUUACUACUUGAGGUGUCAUUCGGGACUAAGUAAUAAUUUAUGUUAUUGUAAUUUUAUAUUCUUUA
Messenger RNA from Lotus japonicus, 3690 nucleotides. RefSeq names its product ribonuclease TUDOR 1-like. NCBI's taxonomy places the organism in Eukaryota, Viridiplantae, Streptophyta, Magnoliopsida, Fabales, Fabaceae. Bases 412 to 3384 code for a protein of 990 amino acids. Gene Ontology annotation, cellular component: RISC complex; cytosol; nucleus. The transcript is spliced from 17 exons. Gene Ontology annotation, biological process: mRNA catabolic process; regulatory ncRNA-mediated gene silencing. Gene Ontology annotation, molecular function: RNA binding; nuclease activity. The record is from RefSeq and is a predicted model, not a curated record.